AUGCAAACUUUCCCUAUGAUCCUUGUUGCUCUUGCCUUAGCUGGCUUCGCAGCUUCUCAGCAAAUUUGGGAUAUUUGGCAAACAACAUGGGAUCGUUCAAAGCUUUUCAGGUCUUUGUCUCCCACUUCCCCCAUCAACUUUGUCGCACCAGGUCCGAUUGGCAACGCGGAUAUCAUCGUCAACGAUGCGAUUAAAUUUCAGACUAUUGCUGGUUUUGGAGGCCCUCUCACCGACUCAUCUGCUCUUGUUUUGAACAACUUGAAGUCAACCAGCUCUCAAAAUUACUGGACGUUGCGGAAUCAUAUGUUCUCCCCAACGUAUGCCGCUAACGCCGCUGGUCUCAAUUAUAUUCGUGUUAAAGUCGGAGCUUCUGAUUUUUCUGCGAACCUUUAUAGUCUAGAUGACAGCAGCAGUGAUACAUCUUUCAGCAACUUCAAUAUCAACAAGGUCCCAUCCUAUUUUUUUUCCGUUCUCAAGGAUAUUCGGGGGAUCAAUUCUAAUCUCAAAGUCGACAUUAUCCCAUGGUCCCCGCCAGGUUGGACGAAAGAUAGUGGGAGUAUGAAUGGCGGAUCCUUACAGUCAAAAUACGUCCCUGCUUAUCCUAUGGACCUUCUCAAAGCUGUACAAGGUUUUGAAAGUCAAGGCAUCGCCUUUUAUGCAAUAUCUAUUCAGAAUGAACCCCAGAAUAACAAUCCUACAUACCCCACCUGCACAAUGUCGCCCACUGUUGAAGCUCUGAUUGGCGCCGCACUGCGUACGCUCCUCAAUAUCAACGGUCUUUCAACUGCAAGAGUCAUUGGUUAUGAGCAUAACUGGGAUGACGCUGGGGAAUACCCAGUGGCUCUGAUGCAGGACGCUGGAAAAUCCUUCGCCGGCGUGGCGUUUCAUUGCUAUGCUGGAGCCGUUUCUAACCAAGAUUCCCUCCACAACUCCUUCCCAGCCAAGGAAAUCUACUUCUCAGAGUGCGCCGGAACAAUAGGGUCUGAUUGGUGGAGUGAUAUCAAGGCGCGCUCAUCAGUUUCUCUUGCCGUUGUGUCCGAACGUGUUCUUUCAAGUGGUACAUGGAUAAUCUUUGGAUUGGGAGUCUCGAACAUAACGCGAAAUCUGUCCGUUCCCCAUCCUUUGCACUCUAAAAAACGAGCUAGCAACGUUGAACAGGGUUUGAUGUGGAAUAUCGCUACCGAUGCCAACGGAAAUCCGAAGCUGCCUGGUACAAAUAGUUGCGGCAGUGUGGGGUGCCGCCCUCUCGUCACAGUGAACGGCGACGGAAGCUACACCUUGAAUCAGGAGUUCUAUUACAUGGCUCAAGCGUCGAAGGCAAUUAUUCCCAUCGAUCCCGCAGGCUCUUUCGGACAACGAAUUGGCGUUUCCGUUGGAGGGCCUCUCAGUUGGGCCCUCACAGUUGGUGUAUACGUUAUUACAAGAGUAUCUUCGAGUGAUUGGUCGCAGGUCUCCAUCGUCGUGAUGAAUUGGGCCGACGGAGGAAAUACUACGCCAGUCAAUGCUACAAUCGAAUUCCGAGGGAUGCAGGCGAAGUACACGUUUCCGGUCGGUGUAACGACCCUCUGGUGGUUUGCGUCCGCGGCGAGUCGCCAAGCUAGCAUGACGACGACUAAUCCUCAUCACCUGCCUCCUUUUUUCCCUCCUUCCCCAACAACUUCGUCAACAGCGUCUCCUUGUCCUGUCUAG
Molecule: messenger RNA, 1689 nt
Organism: Laccaria bicolor S238N-H82
Lineage: Eukaryota; Fungi; Basidiomycota; Agaricomycetes; Agaricales; Hydnangiaceae
Product: glycoside hydrolase family 30 protein
Exons: 15
Coding region: 1-1689 (562 amino acids)
Biological process (GO): glucosylceramide catabolic process
Molecular function (GO): glucosylceramidase activity
Source: RefSeq, a predicted model, not a curated record